UAUUUUUGAGAAACAUUUAGAAUUACCCAGAGGACACUACGAGGAGGCGGUUCUCAUUAUCCUCCAAAAAUUAUUUUCAUAAAUAUUAGAGCAUAGCGUAAUAUCUGUCAUCCGAAUAAUAUCUGCCUAUUGUUUUUACUCAUUAUCUAUUAUAAUUGUCAAUCAACAAUCGUCAGUUUAAGGAAAACAAUUAAAUAUAUAUUAAAAUUGUAGGUACUAGGAAGUCUUGAGAAUUGUUAUACAAUGUGGACUAGAAAUUACAGUUACCGACACUCUAGUGCCCCCAACUCUGACCCCCCCCCCUUGGAUCGCCCCUGAACAACACAGCGGUAUCCAGUAUCCACUGCCCGUCUGCCCACCAUUUUUAAAUUACAAUUUUUUUAAUUAGAAUAAUUUGUAAUCUUGGAUAUUUAAUCCCACUUACACUAAUUAUUAUGGAUUACUUUUUACUGUGCUAGAACUUUCUGACCGAUUCACCAAUUGACGAUUAGUGAUAAUUUAGUAUCUAAGUGCCUAUUGAUUACGUAACGUGAAAUAUUUAUCAUAUUAUUAUUUUUUCCGUGUUAUCGGUUUGGAUUUCAGCAAAAAAUUGACGUGUUCUUAUCAUUUACGUUAUCGAGACAUCGAGCUGAAUCCCGAGAAAAUUGAGUACUGACUACACUGUACAGAAGUAUAAACGCCUUAAACAGUAAUCAUUACAUUUACAAUUUACAUUCUUAACUAUAGAAUGUACUAUGACUACCUCGUAAAAAUAUUUAAUUCAAAAUAAAUUCGAAUAAAUUAUUAUUUAUUUACGUUUAAUUUUUAUAUUUGAUUUCGUUUUGACUCAACCUCUCAAUUACACCUAUCAUUGUUAUUAUGUUAUUAUAAAUAGUAUUACCAUUCAACCACACCCAUAGCAGUAUUAUCUUUAGAAAUGGGUCUUUGUAAAUGUCCAAAACGCAAAACUACGAGUCAUUUUUGUUUUCAUCAUUGUGUCAAUGUCUGUGAGCAUUGCAUCGUUAACAAUCAUACAACAUGUACUGUUAAAUCAUAUACCACCUGGUUGAAAGAAGCAAGUGGUAGCAUAUCAUCGUCAUCGGUUACAGCAGCUGCACUAUGUGCUGUUUGUCAAAAGCAAUUCGUUUUAUCAUCAAAAGAAGUUGACAAUUCAACAGUCCAUUUUAAUGGCGCUAGAAGUAAUACAAAAAUUCCAAUACGGCUUUUAUGCUAUCAUGUAGUGCAUACACGGUGUUUAUCAUCUUAUGUUAAAAAGCAAUUUAAAGAAGGAAACAUUUUAAAAUGUCCAUCAUGUGAUCGACAAUUGUGGACACAGCAACACGGCCAAUCACAAGUUUCUGAUGACAACUCAGGAGUUGAAUCCAAUGAUUUAACACCUGUUGCAUCACUGUUGUACAAACAUUUAUUGGAUAAUGGCAGUUGGUGGGGCCAGGCAUUGAUUACAAAUAGAAAUGGGAAUGAUAUUGAGAAAUAUUUAAUUGAAGAUGAACUUCAUGAACUUGAAGAAGAGUCAGAUGAAGAAAUACAACAAUUUGAAAACCUAUCAACAUUAAAAGAUAAUACAUCUCAAAUAAAUAUUAGUGGAAACAAUAUAUCUCCAAUCACACUAGCUGAAAAAAUGCAUUUACCUGAUAGUAAUAUUGGUUAUUACAAUAAUUAUGAAUUAGCACAAACAAUACCGGAUGUAACAACUAUCAACUACCGCAAUAAUACAAAUCAAAUGUAUCAGCCAAUCCAUCAUCGACACUUCAAUAAUAACUAUGGUCAAGAUUCUUCAUUAACAUUUCAACAGCUGCAGCAUCAACAACAACAACAACAACAUCAACAACAACAACAGCAACAGUGUUCAUCUGUUAAUAUGACAACAAUUGCACAGAAUUCAGAUUUGAAUAAUAGACAUGUGAUAACAUCCACUACUCCAUUACUGUUAAAUAAUGAAAAUCAUUUAAAUCAUGAUGAACAACAAGAUCCUAGUGGCAAAUACAGACCUAAAAAGUUUAAUAAUCAAUCUUGGUCUUUAUGUUACCAACGACUAAUGCAAUAUUUUCGUGGUACAAACAAUAAAGCAGAAGAUAAUAGUACUACAAGAAUUGCCACAAUAAUAAUUUUUGGUUUAUUAAUCAUUGUGGUGUUGUUAGUAGCUAUUACUAGUUAUACACGUUCCAAUAAUGAACCAUUUGAUAAUAACAGCAUAGAUUAUGCUGGAGAUGAAAUUGAAAAUAAUGGCGGUGGUGCAGCAACAAAUUUAAAAAGUUUCAAUGUUAACAACUUGUAGCACUAAAUGUAAUUUUAGUGAUAUUACCAAG
Myzus persicae (green peach aphid) is the source of this 2306-nucleotide messenger RNA. Its product is annotated as zinc finger protein-like 1. Gene Ontology annotation, cellular component: Golgi apparatus. Lineage: Eukaryota; Metazoa; Arthropoda; Insecta; Hemiptera; Aphididae. The transcript is spliced from 7 exons. The record is from RefSeq and is a predicted model, not a curated record. Bases 917 to 2275 code for a protein of 452 amino acids.